AUUUCACCUGUGACAUGAAGCGGUCCGGACGAACAGAGUCGCGUGUAGACGAAAUGAUGUCCCUGUAUGUGUAUGUUGCGUAUGCCCCCGCUGGGAAACAAGAUUUCAGUAUGUGUUAAACUGCCUCGGCGAACACUUUCCUGACUUCAGCUGCCCAGUCACGACGGCAGCCCCUCCAGGUUUGACGACGGCGGCGCCGAUGACAGAGUCCCGGGUUGCCAUGCUGGUGAUGGCCCUCCUCAUCAGCCUCCUCCUGGGCGUGCUGGGGACGUGGCUCGGCAUCUUCUGUUGGAGGAGGAGGGGCAAGAGGAGACGCAUCAACAGGCCGCUUCCCCCUCUAAUGCCCCGCCCCGAACACUCCAGCCUGCCCAACCUAUACGACGAGGACUACACCGAGGAAAAUAUCUACGAUGUCGUCAAAGCUGUGGAUGAGUCGCCAACGUCCCACCCAGUGCCUGAUCUGCUGAGUCGAGUUCCAUCCCUCCCACCCGUCACGCCUAGACCCGCGUUAGACCUCAACAAGGACAAUAGGAAUUCCAACCAUACUGAAUUCUAUGAACCUUUGUUGCGAGGUCACAGCACAUCUCAAAUUAGCGAUCACACGUCACCUAAGAUCCCCGUUUCAACUGAGGACACUGGGGGUGAAGAUUAUCUGCCUUUGUUACCUGACAGAAACAGUCGGGAAAUACCGGAAACGGAGACAGUCAAACGAUUUCAUCCUUACGACACCCCAGAUGAGUCAUUCAUUGAAACAGAAGCAGAGGAUGCAUCCAUUACUGUUCCGAAGGUCGUGGAAGACCAGGAUAGUAAACCCUCCGAAACAAAACCAGAGUACUAUAUCCUGGAGCCACCCGGCGGAGACACUCGCGGCGCUAGUCAGAAUCAGGAGGACGCAACUCCAGUAACCCAAGAGGGGGUAACUCCUGGUACAAAUAUGGAAACAUCUGAAAGGAUUGCGUCAAAAGAAGAUACAGUAGCAUCUGAACGUGAAUCUGAUUCGGACGGAUAUGAAAUACCAGUGUCUGAGGAGGUGCCAGCUUUUGACAUUGCCUCUUCUUUCAGGAAGGGACCAAAGAGUGAAGUAGUGCACGAUAUGAAUAAGGACGAUGUUCUUGAUGUGUGAUACAACAACGCCGCGCAUCAGUCGGACAUCAUGGUGUAAAUAGUGGUGAUGACCCUUUCUUCAACACACCAAAGUCUGAAGACGUUUUCGGGUAUUACCUGACAUGAUAGCACUGGAAUAUUGCCACAUAUGUUCACUCACUCGCUCACUGCAUCAAAGAUUCACCUCUUUCCUGCCUUGUUGCUUCAAUUCCCAUUUUCUCAGGACUUCAAAGAUGUUCAGACGCCGUCAUAUAGCUGGAAUAUUGCUGGGUGCGGCGUAAAACUGAACUCACUCGCUAUGUUCAGACGAGACAUUUACUUGUGUAUGUGUAUUGUUGACUGUGUGUGUGUGGUGUCUCAAGUUGUGAUGUGUAUAGAACUGUACAGAAUUGUACAGAAUGUUUGUAUGUUCGUGUGUAAAUAUGUUAAGCAGUAGUUAACGAGCUGAUGAUAAUCAUACAUGGUCAGGAAUAUGCAGAAAAUCGAAAUGUUUCCCCACACGUUGGCGCCAUUUGUAUGAUUUUUGUUUUCGUCUUGGAAUGUAAGUUUUUUUAUUAUUAUUAUUUAUGAUUGAUUUGCGUCCUGUAUUUCAUGAAAGCUCAUGUCUUUAGUCUGGCAUCAUCGUUUUUUAUGGAUCCGUAAAUAAAGUGUGGAUGAUUUUUA
Haliotis rubra (blacklip abalone) is the source of this 1767-nucleotide messenger RNA. RefSeq lists its product as uncharacterized. The transcript has 5 exons. NCBI's taxonomy places the organism in Eukaryota, Metazoa, Mollusca, Gastropoda, Lepetellida, Haliotidae. The record is from RefSeq and is a predicted model, not a curated record. The coding region runs from base 200 to 1123 and encodes 307 amino acids.